Molecule: messenger RNA, 1382 nt
Organism: Callithrix jacchus (white-tufted-ear marmoset)
Lineage: Eukaryota; Metazoa; Chordata; Mammalia; Primates; Cebidae
Gene: ZNF706
Product: zinc finger protein 706
Source: RefSeq, a predicted model, not a curated record
CUAAGUUUUUAUUUUAUUUGUAGAGACUGGGGUCUCGCUAUGUUACUCAGGCUGGUCUGGAACUCCUGGGCUCGACUGAUCCUCCGGCCUUGAGCUCCCGAAGCGCUGGGAUUACGGGCGUGAGCCACCGCGCCAGGCUAAGCCAGCCAUUUUUUUUUUUUUUAGACGUUGUCUCGCUCUGUUGCCAGGCUGGAUGCAGUGGCUCCUCCCGGCUCACCGCAACCUCCGCCUUCCGGGUUCAAGCGAUUCUCCGGCCUCGGGUUCCCGAGUAGCUGGGACUACAGGCGCGCGCCACCCCGCCCGGCCCUAGCCAGCAGUUUUUAGGGGGGCUCAGGCUUGAAGCUUGAAUUCACUAAAAGUCCCCAGCUUGGGGAAACACCCGGGAUUCCCAUGAGGGAGGGAGGUAAAGGGCGGCUGGUGAGAGAACAAAGGCUGCGCGUCCGCGUUCGGAGCCGCUGGGCCGCUGGCCUCGCUGGGGACCGGGGCUGCCGCGUCCGGGGUGGCGGGGCUCCGGGACUGUAACCCGGCUGCCGCGGCCCCGCGCUCCUCUCCCGGCCCAGCGCCUCAGCCGGUGCCCAGGAGGGGGCCGCGGAGACUGGCGCGACAGCCAGGGAGGCGCGGGAAACGGGGCGCAGGGCCUCAGGCCCGGCUGCCGCCCGAGUGGGUGAGCAAGCGAGCGACUUGUGAAAUACGCCGCGGCCGGGUCAUCAGCCGGGACCGGGAUCGCGCGGCUCCCAGGGCCAGGUGAAGAGGCCGCCGACUGAGUGCGACGGAGAGGAGGGGCGCCCGGAGACAGAGGGCGACGUUUCCCGAAGUUCACGUCUGCCAGGAUAUGGCUCGUGGACAGCAGAAGAUUCAGUCUCAGCAGAAAAAUGCCAAAAAGCAAGCUGGACAAAAGAAGAAACAAGGACAUGACCAAAAGGCUGCUGCCAAAGCUGCCUUAAUAUAUACCUGCACUGUCUGUAGGACACAAAUGCCAGACCCUAAGACCUUCAAGCAGCACUUUGAGAGCAAGCAUCCUAAGACUCCGCUUCCUCCAGAAUUAGCUGAUGUUCAGGCAUAAGGUUGUUUACAGGUGAAUUCAUGACACCUUUGAGUCUUCUACUGUCUCAGACCUUAGGUAACAUACCUGCAGCUGCUUUUCUAACAAACUGUUGAUCAGCAAAAAUAAAGGGGCUACAGAAACACUCAUUUUUAUGCUGUUCCCUUUUGGGCUUCAUGCAAAGACAAUUCUGUGUAAAUGUACAGUUGACUCUGAUUUGGAAAUCUGAAAAUCAGUCCAUCAUUGUUAUAAAAAAUUUUUUUACAAUUGUAAUUAUAUUGAUGUUCAUAUUGUGUAAAAUAACUCGUUUAAUAAAGUAGUACUUUGAUUUACAACAUCA